This is a messenger RNA of Lingula anatina, 1173 nucleotides long. RefSeq lists its product as uncharacterized. The record is from RefSeq and is a predicted model, not a curated record. Lineage: Eukaryota; Metazoa; Brachiopoda; Lingulata; Lingulida; Lingulidae.
UGCAUGGGUGAAACGAAGUGUGCCAUGAGUGAUCAGUCUCAGAAGCUGAGGGGAAGACUUAUAGAAAUGUAUCAAAAGAUCAACCCAUAUAGCAUUACCUGCCUCUUUAAACUAUCUUUUGAUGAUUACGCUACACAGACUCUGAAACUAGCUGACGACGAUGACCAGUCAUUACAUGACAAAAACUGUACUGAAUGUUGUUUGGAUUCUUUGCGAAGAAAUGAUGUAAAAUUGGAAAGCACUUGGAAUUUAGUAAACAGCACAGGCUAUAUGGACAUUUCAGGUUGGAGCGUGUGCAAUCACAGACAUUUACCCAGAGUAAAUACAUGGAGGAUUUAUUCAUACAGUGACCCCCAAACUGAUUGCGACCAGAAAUUUAGGAGGUCUGUAGCCAAGAAAAUUGAUUCCAGCUCCAAGUCAUCAUCCAGGUCUGGAAGUGCACGGUCCCUAAAUGGUUCUUUUGGCAGAAAGAAUCCAAUUGUUCCCCCUAGCACCCCUGUAGACUAUGAAUUUCACCAUUAUAGAAAUCCAAGACAGUACAUAGCACAGUAUAGGAGGGAAAAUUAUACAUCAAAACAGAAAAACAGACAGCCUCUGCCAGGAUUUUCUGUCAGCCAUCACAGACAGAUAUCAAAGGCAGGACUGAAGUGUAUUGAUGUCCGUCAUGGUGCAACCAUUCAACCAUGCUAUCAUAGGGUGUCAAACUCUUGGGUGCUAAAUUAUAGAAACUCAGCAAUGAAAAAAGACAAGAAGAGUCAAACAGCAACAUCAGAGAGUGUCACAUCUGCUUCUGGCACAAGUAGUCAUGAUAUCCAGUUCCUAAUUCAAAACAAAAUGACCUGUCCAAAGUCACCAUCCUCUCAAACAAUACAGUCCUGUUCUGUGCCAGAUAUUUCAGCUACACUAUUAGAUAAGGUGACAUCAACUGAUAAGGCAGUGCCAACUGAUAAAGAGGUGCAAAAUUGCCAUUUGAAGAGGAAACCGAGCCCUGUGAUCAGGAGAAGCAGACCUACCAUUCCAAGCAAUGCAAAUGGCACAGUUUGCCAGUCUGCUAUUGAGACUCCCAUAUACAUACUGCCAAGCACAAAAUCACCAAGGAUUCAUAAAGACGGGAAUAAAGAUUCAAUAAAGAAGAAAUAAAGCAUAUGGAAAAAGAAAUAUUGUAACAAAGAU